GCGGAAGUGCUGCCCUGGGGGAGGGGAGGGGCCCGAGGAGGGGCGGGAAUCAGGUGGCGGAGAGGAGGGAGGAAGAGCAGUGCUCCCCAGCAUCUCCUUCUGCGCAAUGACCUCCAAGGCCAAGAAGCGGGUGGUGCUUCCCACGCGCCCCGACCCCCCCAACACGGAACAGAUUCUCGAGGAUGUCCAGCGUGCCCAGCCCAACGACCCUGUCUUCAUCCUCCUCGCGGAGCCCAGCGAAGAUUUGCCCACUCCAACCAAAAAUGAAGACCCAGAGGCCAAGAGGGAACGCCUGUACCGGCUGACACAGUCCUACGUGGAGAUGAACCACCGCCUUCAGAAAGCCUGCAGCCUGCUCAAGGAGAAAUGUGAGGAGCUCAAACUGGCCGGCGCGACCCUGGAGCAGGGCAUCUUGGAAAUGAAGCAGAGGGCCUUGUGAGGCGCUCUCUGGGCAAUGACGGCUAUCGCCGCCCCGGAAGCCAGGCAAGCGAAACGUCGAGGGGAGCCGGCCAGAACUGCGCCACGCUCUGAGCUGCAGGCUCGCUGCCCCCGCUGCCGCCCCUGCGAUGUGAUUUCAGCAUGCAUAAGCUACACAACUUAAACACUGUCUAUGUUCUAAGUUUUGUGAAUGUGUGCCAAAACAGCUGCCUGCUACGCGCCCAAGCUGCCUUGCCGUGCUUGUGAAAUGCCCAAUAGCGUGGUUAGGCUCAUCUGUUUCCCCAAAUUUCACGAGAUUUGCCCGCCACUCUGCGUGAGUCUCCCAUACCUUUUUUCCUUACAUUUGCAAAGACAUAACACAAGCUGUCUCUGUCAGAGAGCCCAGCCGGCACUCUCCCCAAAGUUCUCCUAUCUAGGCUGGGACAAGUGGACUUUUGAGGGUGGGGGGUUGCGGGGAGGGGAAAGGUAGUCACCUUUUUGCCAUUCUCAGCAACGGCUGCAUUUCUAUUUUAUUUUGGGGGGGGGCAUGACAUCUCCGUCCAUCCGUUACGAUUUCUCCCUUUGGUACUGCCUGGACGACGACCCCAUUGCCACCGACAUUUGCAAGAUCCUGACGGAGCAAGGGUUCCACGGUUACGUUGAGCAUCAGGACCAUGUGGCGGGGCGCUCUGUCGUCGCCUCGGUGAACGAGAUUAUCCAGGCGAGCCGAGUUGCCAUCGUGCUCUUGACGUCCUGCUCGGUGGCUGACCCCUGGUGCCAGCGGAUUGCGGAGUGGAGCCUCAUCCACACAAUACAGGAAGAGGGGGCGAAAGUCAUCCCAGUUUAUGUGGACGUCUCGCAGGAGCAGGUGCCCUUGGCUUUCAAGCACUUGACCGGACUCGAAUACAGCGAGAGGUUCUUCAGGCGGAGGCUGCUUGCCAGUUUGCAAAAGACCAGGCCCCGCACAAGGACCCGCGUCCCUCCAGUGUGACCAGUAUGAAAAAAAGAGUUGGCUUCUGAUGGGCUGGAGGGGGGGGACUCUUGGAGGGGGGGGCAGGGGCAGGCUUAAACUUGGCGGCUCCAUUUUGACCAUUGUCCAGAGUGUGUCGGAUUCGUUCAGUGUUUGACGUAGGCCCCAUUGUGACAUGGGUUUGGUGACCGUGAACGGAUUCCCACUAGGUUUGUGGCUAGAGCCAAUUUAUAAGGAGGUCUUAAGUAAAACAGGAGUUGUAGGUGUUUGGGGGUGGGGUGGGGUAAGCGAGGAAAGGGUGGGAGGUGUCGUUUGUCAGUAUGUUUGGUGUUAGCAGGGGGAGGUUGGUGUCAAGAGAAAAAAGCUGGUUCUUGAGACUUCUGAUUUUCACAUUUUAUUUAAUUUAAGGAGCUGUUAUUAAAAAAGCAGUUUUUGGACAAGA
Molecule: messenger RNA, 1829 nt
Organism: Rhineura floridana
Lineage: Eukaryota; Metazoa; Chordata; Lepidosauria; Squamata; Rhineuridae
Gene: C18H19orf25
Product: chromosome 18 C19orf25 homolog
Exons: 3
Coding region: 107-439 (110 amino acids)
Source: RefSeq, a predicted model, not a curated record